CUCUGAAUAAAUCUAUCAACCGGAGCUUGCGGGCGUCACGUGUCUUCCUCCACAGUAGGCAGGGCUGCCCCAGCCAGGAGGGGAAUGCCGAUUUCUUUGUCUAGUCUCGCUUGAGAUUUGGCUAGGGACGGAAGCGGAGGCACAGGACGGGCAAGCAGGACGGAGUACAUGGCGGGAGAUUCGAGGGUCGAAAGCGCCGGGGACUUGCUAGCCGCAGCCCACGAGCACUUCGAAGAGCGGCAGCACGAGAGGGCGGAGGAGCUCUACAGCCAAUACAUCCAUCACUGCGCAUGCUCCACCAUGAGCAAACACCUUUGCCAUGAUCUGGCAACAGCACUUAACAACAGAGGACAAAUUAAAUAUUUCAGAGUUGAAUUUUAUGAAGCUAUGGAUGAUUACACGUCAGCUAUACAAGCACAACCAGAUUUUGAAAUCCCUUAUUAUAACAGAGGAUUAAUAUUAUAUAGAUUAGGAUUCUUUGAUGAAGCCUUGAAGGAUUUCAGGAAGGUGUUAGAACUAAAUCCUAAAUUUGAAGAUGCUUCUUUGAGUUUAAGACAGACUCUCCUUGACAAAGAAAACAAGUUAAGAAGAGGUUAUUGAAGUCCAGUGUGUCGAAGAAACAGGUUGUGAGCCUGGAAUAUUUGGUAAAGACGUAAAUUUCCUGAGUGUGGGGGGAUAAGGGUGUUACUUCUCAGUUUUGAAUAGAUCAUUUUUUCCGUGCAAAGUAAUCCUUAAGAUAUCAAACAUUUGGCAUGACUAUUUACAGCACUUUAAUUACAUGAAGAUUUAUUUUAUUCUGUAAAAUAAUUUGGCCCUAUGUAUAUUGGCAACGUAUAUAAAACAAAUUUUCUUGAUAACCAGCUAUUUCCUCAUUAGAACAAUAUUACACUGCAUUAAUAAGCAAUAUCAAAGAUAUGAUUUAGUGCAGAACUUCUACAUGUUAACAUUGGUGAUUCUCCAUAAUGCCUAGUAAUAUUGAUUGGCUUAAAAGUAUACAGUAUAUUAUAACAUG
Messenger RNA from Notechis scutatus (mainland tiger snake), 1012 nucleotides. It is a transcript of the gene TTC32, whose product is annotated as tetratricopeptide repeat domain 32. Gene Ontology annotation, molecular function: protein binding. NCBI's taxonomy places the organism in Eukaryota, Metazoa, Chordata, Lepidosauria, Squamata, Elapidae. The record is from RefSeq and is a predicted model, not a curated record.